Molecule: messenger RNA, 2370 nt
Organism: Penicillium taxi
Lineage: Eukaryota; Fungi; Ascomycota; Eurotiomycetes; Eurotiales; Aspergillaceae
Product: SWI/SNF chromatin-remodeling complex subunit SNF5
Exons: 2
Coding region: 1-2370 (789 amino acids)
Biological process (GO): chromatin remodeling; regulation of transcription by RNA polymerase II
Cellular component (GO): nucleus; nuclear chromosome; SWI/SNF complex
Molecular function (GO): transcription coregulator activity
Source: RefSeq, a predicted model, not a curated record
AUGACAUCGCCGAAUAUGGCAGGGGCCUCGCUGCCAUUUGAUCAGUCUCCCGCAUCUUCUCAUUCUGGUAUUCAAAAUGGCUUUGGCGUUUCUGAGGCUGUUGGUGCAGACUUUAUCGAUUCUGACCACUCAUCCAAUGACGAUCACAAAGCCAUGUUUACAGAAUCGGGGAUCUCUGCUUCAUUGGUAGAUCCAAAUGAUGCCAAUGGUAUUCUCAAUUCGAAUGGUACAGAUGGAUCUGGGUCUGGACACAGCAGGAAACGAUCGCGUGAUGGCUCUGUGAUUCAAUCGAGUGAUGUAUCUGGAUCUAUGGCGCUUCGUACGCGCGAAACACCACUGCAAAAAGUUCUUCUAGAACAGUAUCUCAACCGCGAAUUCGACUAUUCAGCCGCAAUUGCCUUGAACAACCAAAGCAAAGAACUACAGCAAGAGAAACGAGCAGAGCGCGAUUUCUAUUUCCAGCUUCGCCGCGAGCAUCAGAUAAAUCCAGCUGCGUUGCAUGGUCUGGGCUACGAAGGUUUUGGAAACCAACGUACGGACUUGCGUACUCCGCACCCUCAGCUACUAUACCCAUCCAACCGACGUCGGCCCGGAAACCGGAAAACGCGAGAAUUGCGGGUUUCACGUCGAGACAUGAAAGUGCAGAGUGAGCAGAUGGAAGAUCUUGUACCGAUUCGACUCGACAUCGACUGGGAGAAAGUUAAAAUUCGAGAUACCUUCACCUGGAACCUGCAUGAUCGUGUUAUCUCGCCAGAUCUGUUUGCUGAAAAGCUUGUUGAAGACUUGGGGCUUGCUUUAGAGACAUCUGGUCCGUUGAUGCGUCAAAUCUCGCAGAGUAUCCAAGAACAGUUGAUGGACUACUAUCCCCAAAUAUUUAUGCAGGAGGAGGCUCUUGAUCCACAGCUCCCAUAUUUUGCAUACAGGAACGAUGAAAUGCGUAUUCUGAUUAAGCUGAAUAUCACCAUUGGCCAACACACCCUGAUUGAUCAAUUUGAGUGGGACAUCAACGACCCACAGAAUUCUCCAGAGGAGUUUGCCAUGCGCAUGACCGACGACCUAUCUCUUUCUGGCGAGUUUACUACCGCUAUAGCCCAUUCAAUCCGCGAACAAUCGCAACUCUUCACCAAGUCGCUUUACAUCGUCGCUCAUCCGUUCGAUGGUCGCCCCAUCGAAGACCCUGAUCUUAGCGCUUCCUUCCUACCAACUCCCGUAUCAUCCGCCUUCCGACCGUACCAAUCCGCCAAGGAACAUACGCCAUAUCUUUACGAAUUGAAUGAGGCAGACCUUGAACGCACUGAGAUUUCGAUAUCUCGAGAACAACGUCGACAGAAGCGAUCUAUCAACCGUCGUGGUGGUCCUGCCUUGCCAGACCUGAAGGAUCGUCAACGCACUAUCCGCACACUAAUCGUUUCAUCUGUCAUCCCGAACUCAGCAGGCUCUAUUGAGGAAAGCAAUGUAACCAAGCGUUCGGGUACUGGUCGUCGCCGGGGAAUGGCUGGAACUCGUGACGAUGAUUCCGAUGAAUUUGAUAGCGAUGACUCGGACGAAGGGUCACCAGCCAUUGGACCUUAUCUGGCUCAGGGUACGGCUCGCACCAGAGGUAUGCAACGAGGUGCCGCUACAGCUGCCCAUGCAGCAUUGCGAGCAAGCCUGGGACAGUCUGCGACUCCGGAACCAGUUUAUGAACCCCGAGCGUCCACCCGACGACAACAAUAUCGAGAGGAAAGCGUAGAAGAGGUUGGCACUUUGAUUGUGAAGCUCAAGCUUCCGCGAGACAAAUUGCAUGCUCUACGAAACGGACGGCGUAUUUAUCCGACACAACAAACUGGUAAUCCUAUGGCACCCCCAUUGGCCCAGCAAUCCCGACAACAUGUGCAUGCGCCGCCGCGCCCUCAACAAACAGGAGCUGUCGAUGCACCAAAACCUCCCCAGCCUGGUGUACCUGGUCCCCCACCGCCUUCAUGGCUUGUGGCUGGUCUUCAACGGUUGAAGCAAGCCCACCCUAAUGAUUCGUUUGAGGGAGUAAUGCGUUAUUCAGCAGUGGAUAUGGAAACUUUGGCCCCUGUAACGAACCCCAACAACAUGCAGUCUGGCCAUACGAUCAAAUACCAGUACUUGCCUCGAAUUCGCUGCCACGACUGCCCCGGCAAGCUCUACACACCCGGACCUGGUAUGACAGUCGACAACUUUGAGGUUCAUCUUCGCAACCGUCAACACAAGGAGCGGGUCGAUGAGCGGAUUGUCAAGACAGGUGGCGCUCCCUCAAACCCAAAUAUUGGUAGCCCAGCCCAUAGGGGAGUGACUUCAGCAAGCGCCAGCCCAGCCCUAGGUGCUACUUCUUCAUCUCUUGUCAGCCGGCCUCCCCAAUAA